GUUUGCAUAACUGAGUUGGGAUCCAGGCUCAGGAUAAAAGGCCCAGCGCGAGGAGGCUGCAGCAGGUGGACAGCCGACAGCCGGGACCAUGGAGUUCAGCCUGCUCCUCCUCCUGGCUUUCCUCGCAGGCCUCCUGCUGCUUCUGUUCAGGGGCCACCCCAAGGCCCACGGCCGUCUCCCCCCGGGACCCCCCCCUCUGCCCGUCCUGGGGAACCUUCUACAGAUGGACAGGAAGGGCCUGCUCCGCUCCUUCCUGCGGCCGACUGUCUCAGGUUCAGGAACUGACUGCCGCCGGCCCUGGGCGGGGUGUGCUUGGCAGCUCCGAGAGAAAUACGGGGACGUGUUCACGGUGUACCUGGGAUCCAGACCCGUGGUCGUGCUGUGUGGGACAGAUGCCAUCCGCGAGGCCCUCGUGGACCAAGCUGAGGCCUUUUCUGGCAGGGGGAAGAUCGCCGUGGUGGAUCCGAUCUUCCAGGGAUACGGAGUGUUCUUUGCCAACGGGGAGCACUGGCGGGCCCUUCGGAGAUUCUCCCUGGCCACCAUGCGGGACUUCGGCAUGGGGAAGCGGAGCGUGGAGGAGCGCAUUCAGGAGGAGGCCCGGUGUCUGGUGGAGGAGCUGCGGAAAUCCAAGGGAGCCCUCCUGGACAACACCUUGCUGUUCCACUCGGUCACCUCCAACAUCAUCUGCUCCAUUGUCUUUGGAAAACGCUUUGACUACAAGGACCCCGUGUUCCUGCGCCUGCUGGACCUGUUCUUCCAGUCCUUCUCCCUCAUCAGCUCCUUCUCCAGCCAGGUGUUCGAGCUCUUCCCGGGCUUCCUAAAGCACUUUCCCGGCACACACAGGCAGAUCUACAGGAACCUGCAGGAGAUCAACACUUUCAUCGGCCAGACCGUAGAGAAGCACCGCGCAACCCUGGACCCUAGCAACCCCAGGGAUUUCAUCGACGUCUACCUGCUCCGCAUGGAAAAAGAUAAGUCCGACCCGAGCAGCGAGUUCCACCACCGGAACCUCAUCCUCACCGUGCUCACGCUCUUCUUCGCCGGCACCGAGACCACCAGCACCACCCUCCGCUACGGCUUCCUGCUCAUGCUCAAGUACCCACACGUCACAGAGAGAGUCCAGAAGGAGAUCGAGCAGGUGAUCGGCUCCCACCGCCCUCCGGCCCUCGAUGACCGAGCCAAAAUGCCCUACACGGAUGCGGUCAUCCACGAGAUCCAGCGGCUCGGGGACCUCAUCCCCUUAGGGGUGCCCCACAUGGUCACCAAAGACACACAGUUCCGAGGCUACGUCAUCCCCAAGAACACGGAAGUGUUCCCCGUCCUGAGCUCGGCUCUCCACGACCCGCGCUACUUUGAAACGCCGAACACCUUCAACCCCGGCCACUUUCUGGAUGCCGACGGGGCCCUGAAGAGGAUUGAAGGCUUUAUGCCCUUCUCCCUGGGGAAGCGCAUUUGUCUGGGCGAAGGCAUCGCGCGGACCGAGCUGUUCCUCUUCUUCACCACCAUCCUGCAGAACUUCUCCAUCGCCAGCCCCGUGCCUCCCGAGGACAUCGACCUCACUCCCCGGGAGAGUGGCGUGGGCAACGUGCCCCCGAGCUACCAGAUCCGCUUCCUGGCCCGCUGAAGGGGUCACGGGGACCCCCGGUCGUCAGGUGUCCCCACCUCUGUAGAGAAUGGCCCCAGACUCCUCUCACAUCUUCCUGCCUCUCAGACCUGGGGCCAGCCCGGACCCUCCCCUUGGCCUCCUCGGCGUGGGGAGUCCUCUUUGUGGUCCCAUCUCCUUCCACCAGGCUGCGGCUUUUCCAAAGACUCAGGGAACUGUUCUCUUCCUCUCCUCCCUGCGUGCGGCACCGGCCCCAGCUGCUAGGUCAAGGAUUAUACCCAGUUUGCAGUUGAGGGACAGAGGCCAGGCAAGGUGCCAGCAGUCUGAGAUCACUGUGCCCCUGAGUGGAGGAGAGAGAGCCACGAUGUCGCACAGCCCACUCUUUGCAGUCACGUAGUUAGGUUAAGAUGCAGCCCACACAGCACGCACGAAGCCAUGCAUUGAAUGGGAUGGUUUUGUGAUUUUCUCUCCUCCACAAGGUCUUUACAACCACAGGAUCUGUGCCAUUGCCCCAGGGGAAACCCCAAACCUACCAAGCUGUGGAUGUCCCAAAUAAACGGGGGUCACACCUCUGA
Messenger RNA from Oryctolagus cuniculus (rabbit), 2178 nucleotides. The record is from RefSeq and is a predicted model, not a curated record. NCBI's taxonomy places the organism in Eukaryota, Metazoa, Chordata, Mammalia, Lagomorpha, Leporidae.